CGCUGACAGUUGCGCUCCCGCUGCGAAGCCGCGCAGCGAGUAGCGAGUGUGCGACCAGUGUCGGGCCGACCGGCAACGUGUGUAGGUAGUGUGCACGCUCUCGCGUUUAUCCUCACGGUUUAUUUCGAUACACGAACCGAGCCGAGUUACACGGGGAAGAGACGAAACACGGGGAUAUAAAGCUCGCGGUAGCCGUUACGUUGGAAUUCUGCUAGUUCUCGAAGGGGUCGUCGAGGGAAGAAAGGGAAGAGAAGAGGUGUUUUCCAAAAAAUUUUUCACGAAGCGAACAACGAAGAGGUAAAAACAAGAGAGAAUACGCAAAUAAUCCGUAGAUAGAGGAAUAUUUUUUUCGAAUUUACAAAGAAUCGGAAGGGGAUCGAUAAUAGUAUAAAAAUCGACACGUGAAAUAGAAGAAAGGAAAUGGAAGCCACCGAGUGGAACGUAACCGAGGAAAGAGAGAAAAAUAGUCGAAAUGGAUGCUCGAAAGAAAUAACGAAGACAACGUUUGAGAAUUAAAGAAGAGAAGAGAAAUCUUUGAAAAAGCAGCUUCGUGAAACGUACGAGAGGCGAAGAAGUAUUUGCUGUAAAAAAAAAGCAGACGUUUGAUAAAUUAUGUAAAAGAAAGUUUCGACGAGAUUUAGCCGCGUGCUAAAUAAAUCCAAAAACUAGAUAAAUUAGAUCGAUCUGUCUGUGAUUUGAAACCCGCGGAUAUGAAAAAUUUUGGAAAAUGUCGCUCUCCAUAAAAUAUUAAAUAAAUUCAAGAUUCGUGUAUAAAUGUAAAAAGUAAAUUUCACCAAGCAUCAACAAUAUUUCUUUGAUAAUCGAAGAAACGAUAAAUUGGACAGUCUCGAAAUAAAAGUAACAUUUCCUCAAAUAUUUCGUUCGUGAUUCGAAACGAGCUUUGACCCGCGCUUUUAAAAACGCAAUAUGGCAGAGCGUUAAUUUCGCGAACCGACAUUUAAUCUAACAAAGGAGGAAGGCUGCCGAAUAGAAAUCUCUAGAAUUCUCUAGAAGGCGAAUUGGAGUCGAAAUGGCGAGUCGAAUGAAAGCUUUAUACAACCAGGUCAUAUUCGAGAGGCGAAUCCUUCUCGGUUGCACGGUCCUCGUGGGUCUCUCGGUGUGCAUAUGGUCGGUCGCCAUUGGAACCGAUUAUUGGUUCACGAUCGAAGCCCCGGAUAAGAACGGUUUACCGAUCGGUGACCCCGCCAAAGGAAGAAGAUUAAUCUACAAGAAUAUGGGUCUCUGGAAAGGCUGUGUUCAAGGGAUAACACCUGAAUCUGAAAACUCCACGAAGUUGGUCCCCUUCGAGGAGUGCAAGAACCAGGAUAUGUUCCCGACCGAGAAACAGUUCAAAUUGAAUCCGGGAUUAAACACAGUAGUCAAUUAUUCGAGGACACAGGUAUCGUUCGCGUUAAUCAGCCUGUUCGUGAUGGUGAUGGGCUUUUUCUUCUCCAUCUACACGUUCCGCAAUCCACGAUACAUGUUCAAGCGAUUGGCCGGUGGAAUACAUUUUAUUAGCGAUCCAACAUGUCCUGAAACGUAUUUUUCCAAUUUUUUCCGGGGGGAUGAACGUUCAACGUUGGUUGCAGCCGCGUGCAACAUGGUGGUGAUACAAGUUCUCCUCUCCUCGAUCGAGUUCGAGAGCAAACACAUACACACAACGUUCCCAAAGGGCGCGAUCCUCAAGUACAAUUUCUCGUUGAUCCUCGCGUGGAUCGUGUUCCUGUGCAACCUUCUCGCCGGAUGCGCCUUCAUGCUGUUCUCCAGGAAGCGGAAGAGGGACAAGGCGCCCACCGAGGAGAUCGCGAUGGCCGACGAGCCGACCAUCAUCGGCCGUUGAUCUUCUUCUUCUUUUUUUUUUUUUUAAUUAAUUACGUGAAACGAUUAUCUUGUGAACAAUCAUCAAUCGCGAGAGGAAUAAUUUUGUGAUCGAGUGGAAUGUAUGAUUUAGAAAGACUCGAGUAGCGAUCGUUUCCAAGCCUCGUCUCUCGAUCGAUUAACUUUCUAUGAUCGAAGCUCGUCGUAAAAAAGAAAGAAAAAUAGAAAGAAAAGGAACGAGAGAGAUGACUCGAGCUUUUUGAGCGAACGAAGAGUUGAGUAUCGUGGUGCAUUUGAACGUACGUAUGGUUUAAUGAUUCCGAUUCCAGUUUUGAGAAAUGAGAAUACACAACGUGAAUUAUUUUGAAACUUUCGAUUCUUCAAAUUCUAUCAUCGAGUAGGAUGUGAUUACAUCAUAAAAAAGAGUAAUAUACCACUCUCUCGCUCUUUACUUUUCAAUAAAUAAUUGAUAGUUGAAACACGAAUGAAGACAGCGUCUUUUUUCUACGCGCUCGAACGUGUAUUAACUUGGCUCUCGUGAGCAUUGUUCGCGUGAAUUCGGGCGAGUGAAUCAUCAAUUAAAAGUUGAAAACAAAGGAUGCACCCUGAUAUCCAAUUAUCCUCCAACUGGUUCCAACAAUAACGCUCGUGGUUGAACAUUGUACAAUAAUUUAACCAACUGAUAAAUACUAUCGUUGUAAAGCUAUUUUUCUAUCAUUGAACUUUGGAAUUACCUUGUUGAACCCGGGACCAUUAGUCGAAAAAAUCUUUCUCGAAAUUCAAUUUUGCAGAAAAAUUCUAAAAAAAAAAGAAAAAAAAAAGGAAAAGCUUUCCGUGUAAAAGUAAGUUGAUUCGAUGUCGUGUUUUAAGAAAUAUCGUAUAUAUAAUCUCGUAUACAAUCGAACCAAAAAAAAUCUGCGUAUCACGUUUUAUAUUUUAUAAUGCGAGACCCGUAUUUUUCUACCCUCUUCGAUAACUUCGGCUUCGAAUUGUAAAAAAAGAAAUAUAAUAUUCCGAAUUAUUUUUUACUAACCGAUAAACGCGACGACGACACGAUUUUUUAAUAACGAGAGAGAAAUAUUUAAUGUCUAAAUAUACUUGUUAGAUUAUAGAAAUUUCGAAGGGAAACAGGCACUUUGUAUAUUAUAUCGAUAUAUACCAGGGCGAAUGUAUCAAGUUCAGAAACUAUCGUGCAACGUUAUACGUCGCACGAAGCGAGAAUCUGCGCUAAUUAAAAUAAGGAAACAAUGUUCAACUUGGAAACUUGGCGAACCAGUAAUUGCGGGGAGUUGAAUUAUCUCGAGAUAUUCUCGAGAAUGCUAGAGUUCUUCCAUCCCCGGAUAGGAUGGAAUUGUGUCAAAUUGUGAUUGAAAACAUUUUUAACGAAAAUGAUCGAUCGUUAAUAAUAGAUUAAUUAAUUAAUUUUAAUGAAAAUACUCGACGAACGGAUGAACGUUUGUCCAGAACUUUGUGCUCGUCAUAAUUUUAUAUACGAGUUUAAAGGAACAAUUUAUUUUAAAUUGUUUAAAUCUCGAUCGUUGAAUUUUUCUUGAAUUAUUAUUACUUUUUUUUAUUAUUUUUUAAAUGAAAGGUGCAAAAGAGAUGAGAGAUCUCGACAAAGUCGAUUAAAACGAUUCUAGUCAUGAAAAACUUUAUGUUUUUACCGAUUGUAACGAACGACGAAACGACCCACGGAAUGAUGAAGAUUAUUUUCCAAUCGAGAAUCUGUUUAAUAUCAAAAUAUAUCGUGCCACUUCGAGAGUGAUUAUUUAUUAUUAAGUCCACUAUGCUAGUCGAUAAAGAUAUAACGAUCGUAAACGUACAACGUUUCGCAUUAAUUUUAGCAUUAUAAUUACGAUCCUCGUUUAAACAAAGUUCAAAGACACGAAUCGUGUGUAUCGUCGUUGUGUGAUCGAUUUUAAAAAAAGAAGAAGAAAAAACAAAGUACUUACUUCGCCUAUAUAUAUGUAAAUAAUUUCACAAUCCAAUCUUGUACUCGAUCUCUCAAGGAUAUUUGAGAAUGGUGCAAUGGAGUUAAGUAUGAAAGGAUAAAUUGUCUUUGUAUUUAUGAAUAAUAUAUAUAUAUAUAAGUAUAAAUGUUUCCAAGGUAUAUUUUUUUUGAAACAGGAUAUAUCCAGGUUUCUUGCACCAUUCUCGUUUUCGUAAUAUACGAUUACAGGAAGUUCAGUCGACUUUCUCGUGUCGUAGAAGAAUCGAGAUUUUCACGACGACGAGGAAUCGUGUCGUAAAAGAAAAGAAAAAUAUGAGUUAAGAUCACGAGGAUAUUGGAGAGCUCGUGAGAAAAUGUUAAUUGUUUUUUUUUACAAUAAAUUCGUCUACACAAAAGGCAAAUUUAUAGGUCAUAAUUUCGUAUAAUUUAAUACUCUUAUCUACGCACUUUGUAGUUGCUUUGAGUUUCGAGUUUUGUUUUCCUUCGUAUCAAAGAUUUUGUGAAUCAACGUUCGCUGAUCGAAAUUAUUUUUAAUUUAUUGUUGAGAAUAUUGAUGAGAGAGAAAUAACAAUUCUAGGAAGAACUUCGUACGAAUUGUGAAAUAAAUAAACGCGAGACGAACGAGAUAUUUUUAAUUAAUAUUUUUAAUCAAAAGAGAUUUCAUCGAUUUAUUUUGAUUAUUUUAUAAAAGUAUGUAUUAGUGUAAUAAUUGCAUCGAUUAGUGAACAUUGAUCCUAUUGAAUGAAGUGCAAAAAAGAAAAAAAAAAAAAUAUCCGAUUGAAAGUUCCUUCGCCUUUUGCUUGUUCAAUAUAAGCGGCUGCCCAUGUAUUCUGAUAAAAGACAUCUACUUUAUACACGUGUACAUGACAUGAGAAUAAAUGUAAUUGUUCUUUUCCACGAUCGAAAUAAAGGGUAUACACAAGUACCAGUAAAAUGUU
Messenger RNA from Apis mellifera (honey bee), 4707 nucleotides. Its product is annotated as transmembrane protein 114. The record is from RefSeq and is a predicted model, not a curated record. Gene Ontology annotation, cellular component: plasma membrane. The transcript has 6 exons. The coding region runs from base 1031 to 1840 and encodes 269 amino acids. NCBI's taxonomy places the organism in Eukaryota, Metazoa, Arthropoda, Insecta, Hymenoptera, Apidae.